Alternaria ventricosa is the source of this 390-nucleotide messenger RNA. RefSeq lists its product as uncharacterized. Lineage: Eukaryota; Fungi; Ascomycota; Dothideomycetes; Pleosporales; Pleosporaceae. The transcript is spliced from 2 exons. The coding region runs from base 1 to 390 and encodes 129 amino acids. The record is from RefSeq and is a predicted model, not a curated record.
AUGACACCCAUGCCACAACUUCCAGUACGCACAACUCGGCAUCAAGGCUUCCGCGAGUGGCUUGCCGGCUUUAUGCUUGAAGUUCACCAGAUACUGCGGGAAGCCUCGGUUCGCUACUACGAUGUCGAAGUAGUCAUCCGAAAACCCUUCAAGACACCUGGUCCGGACAGCGAGUACAACAAGACUGUGAUUGUUUUGGCGGAUAUCUCGGUGGCAGAUGCCCACGCCGACUGGGCCAUCGCAGCACGAACGGUUCUGGAGCGGUUGAUAGCCCUGGGGCGCGACGACAUAAACUUCGAGAUCGUGGACCUUGAAGCCGCCUGCGAGUUCGAUAACGCCGUCUUUGAAGACGACCAAACAGUGCAAGCCUGGCAUAACGUCCAUAUAUAG